This is a messenger RNA of Cinclus cinclus, 2136 nucleotides long. It is a transcript of the gene ERICH6, whose product is annotated as glutamate rich 6. Bases 1 to 1845 code for a protein of 614 amino acids. Lineage: Eukaryota; Metazoa; Chordata; Aves; Passeriformes; Cinclidae. The transcript has 10 exons. The record is from RefSeq and is a predicted model, not a curated record.
AUGGACGGGCCGGGCUGGGCCGCGGAGCCCGGCGAAGGGGCGAGCGAUGGGGCGGACGAUGGGGCGGGCGAGCCCCGCCGGCCCUGGCCCCUCGAGAAGGGUACAGUCCACCCGGCAGAGCCGCGGUGCGGAACGCCCCCGGCCAGCCCGCGGCCGACCCCCACGGGCCUGCCCACCCUCCUGGCCUACAGGCCCGAGUCCUCCCAGGCAGCCGUACACCACGAGGCAGAGGAGGACGCUGAGCCAACCUGCGAGUUCUGUGGCAACCUGCUGAGGCCGUUCCCCUUCUCCGAGGACGUCCCUCUCUCUGAGGACCAGGCAGAUAGAUUCUGCUGCGAGUGCAGCCGAGAGCUCUACGAGUUCAUCGUGAAGGAGAGGAAGAGGCUCGAGGAUGCCAGCAACCUUCACAGAGCUGUCAGCAGCCAGGAAUCACUCGGUUCUGACACCAACCUGCUGCUGUCAAAGGGGCAAGAGAACUGCAGGCAGCAAAAAAGACAGCUGGCCAGAGAGUUGGCUGACCAGUCUUUAAAGCCAAGUGCCACUGAAGGUUCACAGCAAGCUGGAUCCAUUUCCUAUGAGCUUUCUCCAGAAUUCACAUCUCCCACAAGCGGGACACCAGAGCCUGCUGUGAGUGCACUUGAGCCAGAGCCCUGGCCAAAGGAGGAGCCCGAGCCGGAGUCCUGGCCCAAGGAAGAGCUUGAGCCAGAGCCCUGGCCAAAGGAGGAGCCCGAGCCGGAGCCCUGGCCCAAGGAAGAGCUUGAGCCAGAGCCCUGGCCAAAGGAGGAGCCCGAGCCGGAGCCCUGGCCCAAGGAGGAGCUUGAGCCAGAGCCCUGGCCAAAGGAGGAGCCCGAGCCGGAGCCCUGGCCCAAGGAAGAGCUUGAGCCAGAGCCCUGGCCGAAGGAGGAGCCCGAGCCAGAGCCCUGGCCCAAGGAGGAGCCCGAGCCGGAGCCCCUGCCUGAGGAGGAGCCCAGUCUUGAGAAGGAGCCCAGGCCUGAGGAGGAGCCCCAGACGGAACCCCAGCCCAAAGAGGAGCCCAAGCCCAAGAAAGAGCCUAAGCAGGACAAGGAGCCCAUAUCCCGCGGAGUCCUCUGCUACAAUUUCAGUCUUCUGGGGAAGAAGGUGGGGAAGGCUAAAUUGGUGCAGAAGUACUACAAAAAUGGAAAGAAAUUCCUUACCAUGCUCCCAGAUGGAACCUCGCAGUUAUUCUACCCAUCUGGAAACCUGGCCAUCAUCAUUAUACGAGGGAGGGACCAGCUGAUUUGCAUAGUACAGGAAGAUGAGCUGAGGACAACCAAAAUCCGAGCACUGUUUCAGUCUGACGGGAGGAGCACGUGCUAUUACCCCAAUGGAGAUGAGUGGAUAAAUAUGAGUAUCCAGGGUGGGCAGUAUUUGGACCAAGCAGGCAACAGGGUCAGAAGGUGGAUGUGGCCAGACUUGUCUCCAGGACCCCAUGUGCCACUGAGCCCCAUUUUCAUCUCCCUGAACCGCCACGUGGGGGUCAGGAUCCUGGCCCAGGACAAGAUCUUCGUCUCCUUCCUCGCCAAGGGGCGACAAGCAAAAUUCAACAUGGGAUCCAAAGUACAGGUCAGCGCCGCCAGCCAGCUGCCUCCUCCUGCCCGGUUGGGAGAGGAUGAGCUCCUGCUGCUCGCCUUCCGUGUGAGGAUCCUGCAGCUCUUCGACAGGAUGCGGGGAUGCAUCAACUUCCCUUCCAGUGAGCAGUGGAACAAAAUGCAGCCUCCCCUGUACCUUAUGACCCAGGCUGUGAAGAUCCUAGAGCUCUGCACAGCUGCUGACAUCAGUGAUGAGCUGCGCAGCUCCAUCAAGGCGAUAGUAAACGCACAGUAGCUCUGAGCAGCGUGUGUGGUGUAAGGCAAAAUGAGCCAGAGAAAUCCCUGAUGCUGGGGCAGCUGCAUGUGCUCAGCAAGGUUUCUCCUCAGGGCCUGCCCUGCCCUGGUGCAGAGCAAAGGGCACAGCCCCUGCUGGGUCUUGUCAGGGCAGGCAGUGCCAGCCCACACUACUGACACCUUGGUCACAGAGGCAGGAGAGGGCUUUGCUGCAGCAGAGCAAUCCCGUGCUCCACAGCAGUGCACUGCUCCUGAGCAGCCUCCCUUCUGUCUCCAGCCCUGGCUGAGUAGC